AUGGUUAACAUCGCCUCCAUUCUCGCCGGUGCUGCUGCAGCCACAUCCUUUAUCAGCACUGUAGCUGCUCAUCCUGGCGAGAAGCAUGAUCACAUCAAGAUCAAGCGUGAGGUUGACGCUCGUGGUCUGCGUGCAGCAGCAGCAAAACGCUCCUUAGCCGAAUGUCAAGACACUCUCAAGCACCGCAGCUUGAUGCGUCGUGCGGAGGCACGUCGUGCAAACACCUUGGAUGCUCUUCGCGAAAAGCGUGGUAUUACUGCGAAGUCCAAAAAGUACCGUCGCGACCUGGCCCUCCUCCAGGAGUUCGAGAACGUCAAUCACAAUAUGACAGGUGUGAUGAGUUACACACCCAACACUCUCGCCAGUGACAUCUUCGCUGCAAACACCUCCUGCAUUCUCUCUCCUGAAGUCACCGACGGCCCCUAUUAUGUCACUGGCGAGAUGAUCCGCAAGAACGUUGUCGAGAACCAAAAGGGUAUCGAUCUCUAUCUUGAAGUUCAAUACGUCGACGUAAGCACCUGUGAGCCUGUACCACAGCUUUACGUCGACGUAUGGAACUGCAACUCUACCGGCUACUACAGCGGUGUCGAGUCCGGCCAAGGCGGUCUUAACACUACUUUCCUGCGCGGAGUCCAAGAGACUGAUGCGGAUGGUGUUGUAGCCUUUGAGACUCUGUUUCCAGGUCACUACGAGGGCCGUGCAACACACACGCACCUCCUCGUCAAGACCAAUGUGACCGUUCGUUCCAAUGGUACCACCGGCUCCGAUGGUGCCGUAACUCACAUUGGUCAGCUCUUCUGGCCUGAAGACCUCAAAUCCGCUGUCGAAGCUACCGAGCCUUAUGCUUCCAACACCCAGGCAUAUACUACCAACGAUGAGGACAUGUGGUCUAUCGUCCAGACCGAUAAUGACUUCGACCCAUUCCCGGAGUACGUGUAUCUUGGGGAUGAUGUGGAAGAUGGCUUGAUGGCAUGGAUCCAGAUCGGCAUAAACUCUACAGCCGAUUAUACUGACGAUGAGUACUAUGCUGUUGCUGCGGACUAUCAAGCAGGUGGAGGAGUUGCGAAUGAGAAUGCCAUGGAUAUGGGUGGUGAAGGCGGUGCGGGGGGGAACGGAACUAUGCCGAGCGGAGCUAUGCCUUCUGGCGCUAUUCCCUCGGGUACAGCUCCAACAAGCUUGUAG
Molecule: messenger RNA, 1182 nt
Organism: Alternaria arborescens
Lineage: Eukaryota; Fungi; Ascomycota; Dothideomycetes; Pleosporales; Pleosporaceae
Exons: 2
Coding region: 1-1182 (393 amino acids)
Molecular function (GO): oxidoreductase activity, acting on single donors with incorporation of molecular oxygen, incorporation of two atoms of oxygen; ferric iron binding
Source: RefSeq, a predicted model, not a curated record